UAAAAUUUUAAAGUUUAAGGUGGUCUUGUUGUCCUUGUCUGGGAGCGAUUGUUCCGUGGUAGUGAUCGAGAAUGUACUCUUGUCAACAUCCAGAAUUCCCUGCGCGCAUUUUGGUCACCUGAUAUAUUUCCCGCGCUUUUUCACACGUGAGUCUGUUUUUCGUGUUGGAAGAAGAGAAUCAAAAUGUCUGCACCUUCUACACCGAGAGGAAGAAAGCGCUCUAGAGGAAGCCCUCCACGUGAGUAUAUCCUUAUUAAUGCUAUUAUUGUUUCCUUUGUUGAUUUCUCUGCCCUGAUUUUACAUCAUGCUUUCUCUCAUUCAAUUUUUACGUCGAAAAAGUGUCGAUCUGUUUUGCACUCGGGUCCAUCGAAAUUACUUUGACCAAUUUCAACCUCUUGGAACUUUGCUCGUCAAUAUAUGGAUAAAUUUGAUUACCUUUUCAUCUGGAAUGAAUACCUGAAAAAAAAGAAACUCAUUGACGUAGGUUGAUCAUGCAUCAGGGAAGGAUGAAAGAAAUAUGUAACCUUUUUUGCACAUUUAUGAUUAAUUAUGCCGAGCUCCGAUGGAUAAAUGUUUUACGAUUUUGUCAGCUUAUUUUUCUAACCCAUUAUUCGGCACAUGCUGGUGUCAAUAGCCAUUUUUUUUCUCGCUAAGUUUUAUUAACGUAUUAUCUCGGAACCGAAUCGUAAGAUGUGGUUCCUGAUGCCUUGCAUUGGUCAUUUCCUUCUCACCACGCCGCCAGCAAUCGGCACAAUUCAAGCUCGCUCUGUAUUAAUUACUAAGGCUUUUACUAAGACCCAUGAAAGUCAACCGAGUGCUUGUUGAUGCGAGAGCAGUAUUCCAUCAAGAAAGGAUAAACUGAGAAAGUUUGAUCCCUCAGUUUUGAUGUCGUAAUUUUCUGUUCAUGUAGCAUCUGAUGCUUCUACAACCAGUACGCGUAGUACUCGCAGCAACCGCAGGGGCUCAAGGGCAACAUCUCCAACAGCUGCUCCUGCAGUGUCACCCCCAUCUCAACGACGACGAGUAGAUGAACCGUCAUCCCCUCUCCCAUUAGCACCUACCUCACCAUCUGAGGGACAGCCUGAUCCUGAUCAAUCUGGACUGUUCUCAUCACCUCAAACCAGAGGAGGGCUGGAGACAAGUGAAAUUGACCUUAGUUCGCCUCUUAACUAUGCUACACCAAGUUCAAGAGCUGGUGGUACCCCAGCUGGUAGUCUGUAUCCUCUAAUAGAAGUAUUUGCAUUUGUGUUUAAAAUUUGCAUGAUCAUGCCGUGUGGUUUUUAACAGAAACUAAAAGAAGUUGAAUAAGGGGAAUGGGAUCUGAUGAAUUUUUGCUUAGGAUACUUAGCUUGAAUUGUAAAACAAAAUUGCAUCAGUGUAUCAAGUAUUGGAAGUAACAUAUUUUAUAACACCAAGCCUCCUGGUAGAAUAUAGAAUUUGAAGAAGGGCACAUUAUGUAGGAAAAAUGGAAGAACAUUUGGUAAAUUGUUAAAAAUUUUUCAUAAGAUGAAUAAACAGAAACUGUAAUUAUUAGAACUUUUUAAAUUAGCUACUUUUUGAUUAAAAGCUUGUUAGCUUUGAGUCAACAUUUGAGAAUAUAGUUUUGUCCAAAUUCUGUGCUUUUCCAAAUGAAUUUGAGAAUUCCUUGUGAGCCUAUUAUUUGCUGUGAUUCAAGGUCAAUUUAGCAAUAUUGUAUGCUAGCACAAUGCCAGUAAUCGUGAACAACAGGCUGACCAAUAGCCCAAGUAUGCAGCUGCAGAGAAUAAUCUGAGUUUGAUUGAACCUACAUGAAACCAUUGAUAGUUUCAGUUUCCUUAACUAAAGAUCAGAGCUGGUACACCAAUCCGACAUCGUAGUGAUAUUCGCAGCGACAGGCGAUUGCGUCAAGUUAAUCUGGGAGAAAAUCAACCAGUAAGUAACUUACACCAAUAUUAUAGGUUGAGAUAUGCAUUCUUGUUCCCUUUUUCUAGGGUUCAAAUAAAAUAAAAUUUUUUUUUGUCUCUUAGCCGUCUGAUACCACUGAUCAGCCAACUGGACCUACUAGUGAUGUUGCCACAGCUCCUGCAUUGGUCAUCUGGGGAACAGAUGUUGUUGUGAGUGACGCUAAGGAGAAAUUCAGAAAAUUUGUCUGUGACUUUGUUGACGAAGAUGCUGAGGAUAUGGGCGAGGGAUUUGAUCCCCUUUUGCCAGUCUACUUGCAACGCCUUGAUGAGGUAAUUACUGUUGUUAUGGCCUUGUGAACUGGUGCUUUUUCUUAAAGCUCCACUAAAAUGGUGAUCUGGAUCUCCUUUUUAUUUCUGUGACAAAUAGAUUAUUUGAUGAGUCAUCUUGAAAUAUUUGGAAUCUGGACCUUCUCAUUUGUUUCUUAACAUGCAAACACAAGGGUCAACAAAAAGACCUGUAUUGUUACCUGAAGCUGAAGCCCUGAAGAACUUCAAAUUAUGAAAAAACAAAAACAUCUUUUUGCAAGCCAAAGUAGGCAUUUGCAACUAGUCUUCUCAUACACUUUUAUGUUGUUAGAUUAAAGUACAUUUACAAUGGUACCUUGAUAAAAUCUAGCCUCUCUACAUAUUUCAUUUAGUUUGAAAACCGUUGAUUAGCACUGUCUAACAUAAAAUAUUUUCAUGCAGAUCCACGUAUUGGAGACACCUUUCCUGAACAUUGAUUGUGGUCAUCUGAAGACAUUUGAUGCUGAUUUAUACAGGCAAUUGAUCUGUUAUCCGCAAGAAGUGAUUCCUACCUUUGAUAUGGCUGUGAAUGAGGUGUUCUUUGAAAAAUACCCUGAUGCCCAGUUGCAACAUCAAAUCCAGGUGAAUUAAUAUUUAAAAUGCAAAAGGAAUUUGUUAUCAAAGUAAGAAACAUGGUAAGUUAUAGCUUACAGUGGACAAAGAAAAAAUUCUGACUCCCCAUGAGGACUCAGAAUUUUUUCUUCAUCCUGCACCUCUGACAAGACAAAACAAAUCUUUAACUAUGAAUUCGUUAUUAUCAUAAUAUUUUUUCGAUGUUGAUGACCAUCACAUUUAAAGAUUAAUUCAUUUAAUUUUCAUUUUUAGGUCAGAACUUUUAAUGUUGACAAAACCAAGAAUAUGAGGUCACUUAACCCUGAAGGUAAAAGGAAACAUUGAUUUGGAGUAUUUUGUGUAUAUAUCUUUAAACAAUACAUAUUAAUUAGUUGUCUUAUAUUGCAUUGUAUUAAUUUUUUAUAAAUAUUAAUUUUUUUUUCAUGUAGACAUUGAUACACUGAUUACAAUCAGUGGAAUGGUGAUAAGGACAUCUCAGGUGAUACCAGAGAUGAGGGAAGGUGAGAAAGACUCAAAAUUUUCGCACAAAGAUGAAACUUUUUAUUUCCUAAUUUCUUUCUUGUCCUCUGUGUCAGCUUUCCAACUUUUUCCUGUUGCACCACCCAUGAACAACAUGGUGGGAAAAGCAAACUUGAAUUAAAUUGAAUUCCUCUGGUAGAAUCCAAUUGGAGGUUCUUGAAUCCAAAAUCUCCUCAAAAGCUACUUCAUAACCUCCAUGUAUCUUGAUUAAGACAUUGCAGAAGAGUUCUUUGUUAAAUCUUCACUUUGUUUUCUGAUCCUCAGCUUUCUUCCAGUGUUAUGUUUGCCAUGCAUCAGUAUCAGUGGAAAUUGAUCGAGGUCGCAUCGCUGAACCUGCCUUAUGUCGUAAUUGUAACACAAACCACAGUAUGGUCCUGAUUCAUAACAGAUCACAGUAUACUGACAAACAAAUCACCAAGCUACAGGAAUCCCCUGGUAAAAAAAAAACAUAUUAACUUGUUGUUUAAGUAAAUUAAGGAUCCUUGAUUUAUUUGUUCAUAAUCAUACGUAAGUGAAGAAUUGAUAUUUUGGUUUUAUCUAUAGCAUUAUUCAGCCUUUGAUCAACAGGGGGCUGAUUCAGGGUUUCAAAAUGUUUUGAAGUAGGCAUCAGACUCUGCAAAAGUAGGUGAUUGUGAAAAGUUCAUCAACCCUUUAACUCCCAGAUCAAAUUUGUUAAUAUCCCUACUGUCAACCAUACAAUUCAUAUAAUAUUAGUUCAGAGAAUUAAGUAUUGGAUUAACUAAUUAUCCCCAAAUUGAUAUUUUUCUUCAUUCUCAUCACUUAUCUGGUUGAUGUUGUAAGGAGAAAUUCUGUCUUGGUCACUCAUGGGAGUUAUAGGGUCAAGGACCAGAAGGAAAUUAUAUUGACCAGAGUAACUGGCAACAUGUUAUCAAGUAACCAGCAGAACUCUGGUGAUAGCCAGCUUGUUUUAAAACCCCUGCUGAUUGUUAAGACCAUUUACAAGGACUUGAUCACCAUUGCCAUCUCAAUUUCUUGCCCUAGGUUACAAAUUUGUUCUAAACCCUGCCACAAUUUUUCUUUCUCAGAUGACAUGCCCCCAGGACAGACUCCACACACUAUCAUGUUGUUCUCCCACAAUGACCUGGUGGAUGCAGUACAGCCUGGAGACAGGUACAUUGUAAAGGAGCAAUUAAGUCAUUAUGCACAGAUUCUUAAAGACAGCCAUGUCACAGUAUCUCUUGUCAUUUUCUGCCCAGAAAAUAAUUACCCCUAACUUAAAAGAAAUCCUGAAGUACUUGUUUGGUAAGGUAGAAAUACACAGUCUUGAAUGACUUCAGACUGAGUGUUUUAAAUUGAUAAAAAGUGGUGAGUUUCAGAAGAAAUUGUGGUGCUGCAUUGUUGGGAAGAGGGGGGGGGGUUGAUAAUGUAAAUUGGCAGUUGUAAAGAGUGCAUGAAGUUUUGAAUGUUAACCCUUUGACAGAUCAGAGCCUUCUUUUCACUCUGAUGAAGGGCUAAUGCUUGAAAUGUCAGCCUUAGAAACUCUUGGUGAAUGUUUUAAAGGUGCACAAACAAUAAAGAAACCUCUAUACAAGUAUGCCUUUAAAUAUUGAUGUUCUGGUUUACAGCCACAGUUUGAAGUCAUUCUUUUAGUUAGUAAAUUCACAAGCAUGAAUGUAGUGACAUAAGGAAAUUAUUUUACAUGCUUGACAAUCUUUCAGUGAAUAUAUUUUUGUUGCACAAUUCCCAUGCUUUACCAUUGGUCUACAAUCUUAUUAGGGUCACAGUGACAGGAAUUUACAGAGCCACCCCUAUGCGUGUGAAUCCACGUCAAAGAAAUGUGAAAGCUGUUUACAAGACAUACAUUGAUGUGAUCCAUUUCAAGAAAACAGACAAGAAAAGGCUUUAUUCUAAAGACCCUGAUGGGUAGGAACUGAUUUAAUAUGAAAAUUAUAUAUCUCACCCUUUAACCAUUUAACGCUCAGAAGUGAUUAUCGUGUAAUUUCUCCCUACCAUAUCCAUAAAUUAUCUUGUAAACAGGUAAUAAAAACACUCAAACUUAUCAAGUACAAGUUGUUAUCUUGAUCUAAUGCCAAUUUUUCAUUACUAAGUUACAAGGAAAUGUGUAGCAGCUAGAAGGGAGAAUUAACAAUCAGAUCUUGGGAGUUAGAGGGUUAAGGGUGUUUUGGUUUGAAUCUUCUUCCCUUGCCUUCUCUUAUGUUGGUUGUUGUUGGAUUGUAUUUCAGAGUUGUUACAUUUUCACAAGAGAGAGUAGAGCAAUUACAGCAGUUGUCCAAACAACCUGAUAUUUAUGAGAGACUUGCCAAAGCCCUUGGUUAGUAACAACAGAGUUUAUAACUUCUGUCUGAUUUUCUUUCCAUGUGAUGUUGACAAGAUGAACAUUCAUCACAUACUCUAAUAACACAAUGAAACUAAUUAAUUUUCUAAUUUUAAUUUUAUAGCCCCAAGCAUUUAUGAAAAUGAAGAUAUCAAAAAGGGAAUUCUCUGUCAGUUGUUUGGAGGAGCAAACAAAGAUUUUGCUGACACUGGGAGAGGAAAGUUCAGGUUAGUUCAUAGCUUUACCUUGAUCUUGCACAUUUUGAUUCUUCAAUAACAAAAUUACUUUAAGCAGUUUCAGCAGCACAAAGUAGCAAGUAGUAUUACCAUUGCCCCUCCUCCCUGGACCAGGUACUAUUCCUUUGUAGUGCUACCCACCAUUAUAUAUUCUUUUGACUCUUUGGGUCAAGAGAGCCACCAUGAGAAUGAAAUGUUUUUUGUCCUGGUUAGGGGUUGGGCCCAGUCCUUGCAUUUUCUAGUGCACUGCAUCAGGCCACUUCAACCACCAUUUCCAACUGUAUGUCUAUCUACUUGUGUAAUUCUAGAUCAGAGGUCAACAUUCUCCUUUGUGGCGAUCCUGGAACAAGCAAGUCUCAGUUGUUACAGGUUGGUAUUGAAUGGAAAGCACAUUCAGAGGGACAAAAUUUUAGAUCUUUCUUGAUUGGCUAUUGUUCCACUCUGGCUUAUUCCAGAAGAUGUAACACAAACUUACAUUUACAUUUGCCCUUUGCAAUUGGAACUGCUGGUUCUCUAGAGGACUGUUGUUUGCCUUUAUGACAUAAGAAAACAUAACUGUCUCUAAGUUACAGGCACUGAUGGUUUGGAAAUUAUUUUAAAUAGACUGCUGAUGAAGGAUGUUAAAAGGAAGUAGUAAAAAGGAACAGUGAACAAAGCAUUUUCAUUUUGUGUUUACAGUAUGUGCAUAACCUUGUUCCUCGCGGUCAGUACACUUCUGGGAAGGGUUCUUCAGCUGUGGGUUUGACUGCAUAUGUCACUAGAGACCCAGAGACAAGACAACUGGUACUACAGACGUACGUGCAUCAAGUCAAGUUUCUUUUUAUCUUAUAGCACUUUAUUUUACAAGGAAAUAGAAAUUCCCUGUUUGCCAGGCUAACCCUUUUUAACCUAAGAGUGACCAGUAUCUAAUUCUCCUUACAGUAAUAUUGCUUUAUCAUUCACUAAGACCAUGAAAAUAAAGGAAAUGAUCAUGGUUGUUUUAAUAAAUUCCCCUUGUCAGUACCGAAGGAAAUUUUUAUAAAAGAGUAUGGAGCAUAUACAUACUGAUUUUGGGUUUUAAAGGGUAAGGGGCCAUUUGAAAGUUGUUUCAAAUUAUUGCUGCAGUUUUUGGUCAAGAGUGAAUGAUUUUGCAGCAGCAGGGAAUUUUUUUGUCAUGCUAUUGUUGUUGCAUUUAAUGGAAUUGAUUAAACUUGCUGCUCAGUUAGAGUGACUGUCUUUUUAUUUCUAGGGGUGCUCUAGUGUUGAGUGACAACGGCAUCUGCUGUAUUGAUGAGUUUGACAAGAUGAAUGACAGCACCAGAGCUGUCCUUCAUGAAGUCAUGGUAAGAGGUUAACAGUGAUUUUAUAGAAAUAAAGUUAAACUAGAGAAACCAUACUCCAACUUUACUUUAAAGUUGCUGCAGACUACUUAUUUUUAUGUAGUGAAAUUGAAUGGAGGGUGAAGAUGAUGAUUUUGACCCAGGUAUACACCACAAAAAAAUUGUAAUAUAUCUAAUUGUUCUUAUGUACAUUUGAAUGUGUAAUUAAAGGAAUUGGAUUGAAAAUUAACUUGUUCCUUUUCUUGAAGUUGUAAUGAAAAACUAAAAGCUUCAACUCUGAUCCAUUUCUUUAAGGAACAACAAACUUUGUCAAUAGCUAAGGCCGGCAUCAUAUGUCAGUUGAAUGCGAGGACAUCAAUCCUGGCUGCUGCUAAUCCAGUUAAAUCACAGUGGGAUCCCAAGAUGACAACAGUUGAAAACAUUCAGCUACCUCAUACUCUCCUGUCAAGGUAGGACAGCUAUCAAAAGGCUUGGAACCUGUAUAAAACGGCAGAUUGCAGAUAUGUUACAAAUUUUAAAUCUUACCUUCAAUAUGCAUGCUUUCAAACUUGUGGAUUAUGUGGUGACGGAACAUCCACAUCCACCAUAAGAGGGGUCAUCAGAAAUUCUAAGGGAGAAGGGGUACUUUCCUUUGACCCCAAAGAGUGACUAGCAUCUAAUUUCUCCUCACAGUGUCACCCCUGAAUCACAAAGGAAGGUCAAAAGAAAAAAGGAAAUGAUCACCAACUAAAAAGGGUCUUGAUUGUUAAAAAAUUUCUCCUUGGUAUCAUCCUAGAAAAUGUAUUGGAAACAGUAUGGAGACUAUCAAUUCUAAUGUUUGGGUGGAAAGGAUUAAGGAAGAUGAUUAUGAGACAAUUUGUGGUAGUAUUACUGGUACAUAAGAAGAGAUUUUGAAAACAAAGUAAUCUACAAUUCAACGCUGACCUAUGCUGACAACAAUUGGAUGAUUGUUUUGGUGAUUUUUUGAUAAGAUGAAUAAUGCUAAAAACAAGCAACAGUCAAAUUGUAUUGUUUUAAUUUUGUCUACUGUGUAAAUUAAGAAAAGUUUUAAUAAAAUAUAGUUUUAAAACAAUAAUUUAAAUUUUUUUAUCAAUAGAUUUGAUCUGAUCUUCCUGAUGCUUGAUCCUCAAGAUGAGUUGUAUGAUCGUCGACUGGCCACUCACCUGGUGUCCCUGUACCAUCAGACACAGGAGGAGGAGGAGGAAGAAUACCUUGUAAGCUGGAUUAAAAUAAACUUAUGAGAGUUGUCUCCCUUAUUGUUUGCUGCAAUGUAUAUUAUGAAAAAUGUGGAUACCUUUAACAGCCUCUACAAGUUAUGUGUAUACAAUAUGAUAUAAUUUGUUCAGAAUUUAUUGAUUAAUUUAUAUAUUUCUUAAAUGUAGCUUAAUGGACAAGUCAAUAUAGUAAUUCUUGUAUUGCUUGUAAAAUUCAUCUCUAAAAUAUUUUCAUUAUUUCAACUAUUGAAAUUUUUUUUUUCUUUUAUUCUGCAAUAUAGGACAUGAGUAUACUUAAAGACUACAUAGCAUAUGCUCGCUCCUACGUGAAUCCUAAACUGAGUGAGGAAGCAGCUCAAUACCUUAUCCAGGCUUAUGUGGGUGAGGAACUUUGGUCAAUAACCCUGUAGUUCUUGUAGCAGUGAUUAGACUUUAGUCUUUCUUUGCUAGCUCAAGGUGUCUGAUAUACUGCUAAAAUAUUAUCUUGUUCUUUUGGUAAAAAUGUUCCAAAUUCUUACUCAUUCUUUGACUCUUUCAUUCAUUCAUUUUCUGCCUUUCUUUUUCCCUCCAUUUACUAAUUCAUUUCUUCCUUCCUUUCCUUCUUUCCUUGACCCCUUCCCUUUCAAAAGUUGGUCAUUUUGAUAUGCUUUGCUUUUGGUUUUUGUUUUGGUUUUUAACAACAUUGAAUCAAGAAAUAUUUUAAUCAACUGAUUAGAAAAUAUCCUUUAAAAAAUAUCCAGCAAACAAGCAACCAUAGCAACAGUAGCAAAACAGGAGGAUUCUAACAGUCAAGCAUGUUUUUUGUUUUGUUUUGUUUUGUUUUUUUGACAGAGAUGCGUCAGGUUGGUAGCAGUCGUGGUGCAGUCACUGCUUAUCCCCGUCAGCUGGAGUCACUGAUUCGCCUUGCUGAAGCUCAUGCCAGGAUGAGGCUUUCAUCCAAAGUUGAAAAUGUUGAUGUGGAAGAAGCCAGAAGGUACUUUUUGAGCAGGAAAAAAGUUGUUAACAACCCAUCUGUAGGAUCAAAGUCUUGAAUGUCUAAGAUACCAACAUAAACAUAUUUUACUCUGAUUUAGAGGGGAAAAAAGUUUACCUAAUAAAAUACAAUUCUAAAUCUUGAUAUUGUUUUCCUCAGACUGCACCGUGAAGCUUUGAAACAGUCCGCCACUGACCCCAAGACAGGGCUGAUAGAUGUCAACAUUCUUACAACUGGCUUGAGUGUGUCUGACAGGAAACGACGCCUUGAAAUUGCAAAGGCUCUGAAAGAAUUGUUACAGAGCAAAGGCAAAACACCCACUGUCAAAUAUCAGCAGACUUAUGAGGAGUUGAGGGAAGCUUCUGAUUUGGUGAGUGAGGAGUUGUGGCCUGCUUUGAUCUAUUUUAACUCCCUGAAACCCAAAAUGAAUGAGUAUCUAUGAAGCACAAUCAAACUGUCACAAAACUAUUAUAAACUCGAUAUGGUGACCAAUUUACAUUAUCAACUCAGUCGAUAAAAAUAAAUUAUCUCGUUAUACCACCCACUGGUGCAGUACCACAGAAACUUACUCCCUUCAUUAUGAAGUGCAUUUGUCUGUAGUGAUGUUUGAACUCAACUGGAGGCACCAGACUGCCAAAUGUGGAUGAUGAAAAAUUUCCUCAAACCCUUAACUCCUGUGAGUGACAUAAUUUCUUCUCACCAUGUCAACGAGGGGAUCAUUAAUUGAUCCAAUACCAAAUUCUUCAAACUAACAUGAUCAUAAAAAUGGUAUGACAGGCAGCCAGGAGAACUACUAAUAAGAGCCCUUUGAAACUGUUUAUGUGAAGCCACUAAAGAUUGCCAUUUUCUUUUUUUUUGAGAGGUAUUUGUAUGUUGCAUUUGAGAUAACUCAAGUGCCACCAAAUUUAUACAAUAUUCAGCGCUGAAUGAGAUCUCUAUUGUAAGCUCUUGCAAAUACCCCAGUUGUCCAAAGUGCCAAGACUACAUCAAGAUUCUUGUAUGCUAAAAUUUUACCUGUUUUAGAUUCUCCUUUCUUAAACCUUUUGUAUGGUAAGGAUGAAAUGGCUGAUUGUCUCUAAUAAAUGUAAACACCAUUUUUUUUGCCAAAGGUUUUAACUUGUGUGCCAUUAUUUAAGUAGGUGCACAAGUCUUAAGUCUUCUAAUGUCUACUUUUUAUUUAAUUUUUAGCCAAUAUCCCGAGAACAAUUUGAUGAUGCACUGAAGAUCUUGCGGGAUGAAGAUUUCCUAAUUGUCACAGGAAGAACUGCCAUUCGUUUGAUGUAAUACAAACUUUUUUAUUCCUGUUGGUUUCAAAAUGCUUUGAAAACAGAAUGUAAAUGUAUAUAUUAAAUUUGUUAUGCAUUGUUUUGUGAAAGAAAAUUGCAGGAGUUGCAUUGUUUUAUAUGGCAUGCCAUAACAUUAUGUCACUUGAAAGAACGUAUCUCCUGUGAAACUACACGAGGGCUCCUUAAAUUGAUGCUUUAACAAACUAAUUACUGUAUCUAAGCCUCUUGUAUGAGGGAUAUUUAGAAAAGUAUUCUCAUUGUGAAUUUAUGUCACUUGUUUCUUGAAAGAUAAAAACUCCACUUUUCAAACCAGA
Messenger RNA from Pocillopora meandrina, 10958 nucleotides. Lineage: Eukaryota; Metazoa; Cnidaria; Anthozoa; Scleractinia; Pocilloporidae. The record is from the annotation of a GenBank genome assembly.